This is a messenger RNA of Daphnia carinata, 5738 nucleotides long. Its product is annotated as vascular endothelial growth factor receptor 1-like. The record is from RefSeq and is a predicted model, not a curated record. Bases 643 to 5010 code for a protein of 1455 amino acids. The transcript is spliced from 24 exons. Gene Ontology annotation, molecular function: ATP binding; transmembrane receptor protein tyrosine kinase activity. Gene Ontology annotation, biological process: cell surface receptor protein tyrosine kinase signaling pathway; positive regulation of kinase activity; protein phosphorylation. Gene Ontology annotation, cellular component: signaling receptor complex. NCBI's taxonomy places the organism in Eukaryota, Metazoa, Arthropoda, Branchiopoda, Diplostraca, Daphniidae.
UCAUGGGGUUUGUGUAUGAUUGUGGAGCUCGAAUCAACAGGCACUAAGUUUUUGCUUAACGAAACUGUGUACGAGCUGUGCAGACAUUCCACGAAAAAUUCUUGUGGUUGCGCUAUUCACGAUCGUUCUUCAUCUGGUUUGUUUUUUAGUGUUAGUUUAAAAAUCAUCCCGCCCUACAGUGCGUAGACAGUCAGUCGUGUCAGUCAACAAUAAAUGGAGAAGUGACGGUGUGUGCGCAGCUGAUUCUUAGCGAUUUAAGCGAUUCGUGAUGUCUGGUGACUAAAGGGUGUGCCGAAUUGUGUCCCAUUAACCAUUGUUAUUGAGUCUGCUUAAUAGUGUCAAAGCUGCAUUGUAACCGUGCAUUUCGAAAUGAAACGAUGACGUCAAAGCCGUGCUCACCUUCCCAGUAGAAAACCCAGGAAAAGGGAGAGCCAGCGAACGUGUUUUUACCUUUGGCAGAGGGAAAACCAAAGUGCCCUCAAGCAAAAGAGAAAUUAGCAUUCCACAACUCUUAACCAAACUCAUUUCACUGUGCCGCUUUCUGUGCCGGCCUUGGUGGUUUCCUACCGAAACUGAUCGUGCUACCGAACGUGAUCCUGCAAAUAGUGUGGAAAGGAAUCUCAUACGCCCCGUGACGACAAAAUGUUACAAAUUCGUCAUUCAGUCGUGGUCGGCGUUAUUGCCUUUAUAGGUUUAGCUGUGACAGAGUUUACGGGUCCCAUUCCUCGACUGUUCCCGUCUGGCGAAGAACAGAUUUAUCGAACUGGUGCCAGUUUCCGGCUGACGUGUGAAGCUACAAAACCCGUUGAAUGGAAACAACCAAUCUUAUCGCAUCAUUUGGAAAUCAGUCAUAAUGACGAGGCCAUAAUCACCGAAGAAACAAUUCCUUCGCCAGUGGAUGGGUACGCGCACCGCUCCAUUCUCGAAGUGAAUGCAGCCACAAUAUUAGACACGGGCUACUACAUCUGCCAUUAUGCAGGGAAUGACGACAUAGAAAAUCCCAAUGUGGCUGUAAAAACUUACGUCUACGUCGAAGAUGAAUCGAGGUUAAUUGUUAGCGUUGGCGAUGAGGGCAUCGUCACCGUCGUGGCCCACCAAUCAAGCCGUGAAGUUAUUCCAUGUAAACCUACCAGCCCAAAGGUGGAGUUAACCUUGUUGGAUCCCAGUGGGUUGGAGAUUAACCCACUGACAGAUCCCGAAUUAUGGUCCUACGAUCCACAUGAAGGUUUCAUCGCCAAUGACGUGGCGGUGGAUAUGUCUGGCAUGUAUACGUGCAACGCGGUUCGACAUGAAGACAAUUCGCAUGAAACAAUUACCUACGUUGUCUCUGUUCAGCCCGCAACUGCUGGAGCUCCAAAACCGCACAUCAACGACGCAUUUGCUAGCAAGAUAGCCCUUCGUGACAGUUUCCAACUGAAUUGCUCGGCAUCUUACGAUCCUGGUGUAACAAUCGAUCUGAAAUGGAUCGUCCCCCAUCCCGAAGGAAUAGAUGGCCGACGUAUACGAACUGGCAAACUGUCCGUUAACAAAGGCUGGGUAGGCGGCAUGGAACAGCAAAUUGCCCACCAAGUGUUGGAUGUCACUAAUGCUACCGAAGAAGACGAAGGCUAUUACAAGUGUAAAACAAUCGACCAUACUCAGAAAUUCGAAUUGACUAGCGUUUUCAUCAAAAUUCAUGGUGAGGACGUGUCGUACGUCAACAUCUCUGAUAUCGGUCUCCAAUCGUAUUUGGAACAACCGGCAAACGAGACAAUUAAAUGGGUUGUUUUUUACGAGGCCUAUCCCAAGCCACAAAUCAUCUGGUCAAAAGGUAGUCGAGAAAACAUCAUCAGGAACACAACUUCAAAAUACGUUAUCAAAGACGAAUUGAGGAGAACCGUCUUAGAGAUCAAAGAGAUUGGACUUGCUGAUAGUGGCCAGUAUUUGCUAACCGUGCACACUAACAAAGUGCAUGAUACGCGUAGUUUCACCCUUCGGGUCACAGAUAAGCCAAUUGUGAAAGCACAUUCGGAUUCACAUAGUAAAGCGAUCCACUUUAAUGAGCGAUUUAAUUUGGGUUGCCAGAUUAUAGCUUACCCUGAAUCUGAUGUCAAACUAUUUUUUCGCGAAUGUCUUCCUCAAAAUCCAUGUACCACUACGUGGAGCCAACUGUCGUUAAAUCAAACCUAUGGACCGGAUAAAACAUCGGGCAAUGAAGAAAAGAUUAAACUCACCAGAGUUGAUUUCCAAACGAAAAAAGUUAUGGUAUCAGGCAAUGCCAGAGUGGCUGGCCAGUACAGAUGUGAAGCUUGCAACACCUUGGGUUGUACAGGAAGUCCUCAGGAUAAAAGUUCAAUUGUCCAAAUCUUCGUCAGUGAUUUGUCUACUGACAACGUAAACGGAACAGAGCUGAUAAAAUCACAUCAACACAAUCCGGUGGCCGGCGAGGGUUUCAAUUUGACAUGUGGUGUCUUGUUGGAUAAAUUCAGACGAGAAAUCUCUUGGUGGUGGAGAGAUUCGAAUGGUCAAACAUUUAGAAUCACUAGCAACAACAAACCUCCAGGGGCAGUGUUGUCAAAUAACUUGAAAAGAUAUUCGUAUGCCGAGGUAUUGGAAUGGCCGCAGAUAUCAAAAGAUGCUAGUGGAACGUACAUUUGUCAAACCACCUAUCUGGACAAUAAGUCGUUCAACACUUCACUUAUUAUUGAAGUCCUUUCUGGACGAGCUCCUGUAAUCCACAAUGCCAGUAAUUCAGAUGUCUCCAUUGAGCAAUUCACUGAAUUGUCCCUUUUUUGCAACGCUGAUGGACUGCCAACUCCGAAAGCUGAAUGGAUCAAGGAUGGAACUGUCAUAACUGAAGGAGUAGCAUACACGGCGGCAGGCUGGUCACUGUACGUACGAUACGCCAACUUAAGUCACGCUGGAUGGUACACUUGCCGUUUCAGCAACAUAAAUGGCACGGAGGAGCGUACGAUGUUUGUGAAUAUUCGCGAAAAGCCCGUCCAUGCGGGAAUUAUCGUUGCUAUAGUGAUUGUUGUUGCCAUUGUUCUAGUUCUGAUCAUCAUCCUAGCCAAAAAAAUUCACCAAGAUAAGAAACGCAAAGAAUUUUUCCGUGCAAACCAACUCGACAUUUUCGACAAAGGAAAUCCGGAAAGCAUUAAUCCAGACUUACCGAUUGACGAACAAACCGAACUAUUGCCGUACGACAAACGGUGGGAAUUUCCUCGCGAUCGUCUUAAAUUAGGCAAACAAUUGGGAGCCGGAGCAUUUGGUAGGGUUGUUAAAGCAGAAGCUGAGGGCAUUGACACCUGCGAAUCGACGACAACUGUGGCAGUUAAAAUGGUCCGCUCUCACGGUAACAUGAUUGGGUUGAAAGCCUUAAUGUCCGAAUUGAAAAUCAUGAUCCACAUGGGGUCGCAUUUGAACGUGGUGAAUGUCCUUGGAGCUUGCACGAAAAACGUGACCAAAGGUGAAUUGUUGGUGAUUGUUGAAUACUGCCGUUACGGUAACAUACAGAAUUACCUCAUCCGCAACCGAGCCAAAUUCCUCAAUCAAGUCGAUUCGAGAGGUUACGUAAUCACGUCCACAGGAGAAGAUCAACUGACUGAAGCAGAAGCACAACGAGGCUACCCGGCGCCGAGGAGUCCCCUAGGAAGCCAAUCGACCAGCAAAAACUAUAGCGGAUCGGAAAACACUGAUGUUACUUUCCUCUCAAUGUCACCCACUGCAGGUGGCGCUAGACAGUCGGAUUUGGUCGAAGGAAUCGACAGCAACGGACACACCAUCUUGACUUCGGCACCUUCCAACGCAUCUGGCAACCAACCUUAUCCACCAUGGAGGUCAAAUUACCGCGGUGACUAUCGCGAUUUGCCCGAACAACCAUUAUGCACGCGCGACCUCCUCUGUUGGGCUUUUCAAAUUGCUCGCGGCAUGGACUACCUCGCUCGGCGUAAGAUUCUUCAUGGUGACCUGGCGGCGCGUAAUGUACUACUCGCCGACAACAAUAUCGUGAAAAUAGCCGACUUCGGCCUGGCGCGCGAAGUCUACCGGUCUGGAAAUUACAAGAAGAAAGGAGAGGGCCCCUUGCCGGUCAAGUGGAUGGCUAUUGAGUCGAUCGUUGAUCGGGUGUUUUCGACUCAGUCGGACGUAUGGUCAUUCGGCAUCGUCCUUUGGGAGCUUUUCUCCCUUGGAAAGACUCCUUAUCCGGGAAUGGAAGCUGAUGAACAGUUUUUCAUCAAACUGCGACAAGGCUAUCGUAUGGAAAAGCCGAAAUAUGCGCCCAACAUGAUCUACCAAAUCAUGAAAAAUUGUUGGCUGCAUGAUCCUACCGAAAGACCCGAUUUCACGGCCUUAUCUGAAGCGUUGGGUGAACAGCUGAACCCUACUGUUAGGCGUCAUUACCUCGACCUCAAUGAAGCCUACAUCGAGUCGAAUAACGCCAAAGAAUCAACUGAUUACUUGAGCAUGAUGAAUCCAGUGAAUUAUGUCAAUGUCGGCAGUGGACCGUCUCCCAUGCCUGGACGCCAGUACGCUAAUGUACCAUCUGCCAACGCCCUUGAUGAAAAUAAUGACCAAACAUCGCAUUACCUGGCCAUGGGAAGUGUUGGUUCACCUAAUGACAACCUUCCAGGUGAUGGUUACCUUUUCAUGACGAACGCAGACUCCAGGUCGCCGAUCUCACGCGAUAGCGGCAUUCGGAUGGAUUCCAAUGAUUCCGAGAUUAAGUUUUCCACCAGAUUGCGUAUGGCUAAUGAAGAGUUGCCAAACAGUUUAGAAAUGCAUCCGAUGCUGGGCCCAGUGUCACCUAAUCAAGUGGAAACAGAGCCAAAGGUUAACGGUUUCUCGAAUCCCAAUUAUCAGAAUCCGCCUGUGAUCAAGUGUUCCGACCUGGAUGAUGUUCCUUUGGCGACGAAGCAAACAAAUUCGCCAAUGUUAGGCAAGCAAUUGUAUGUCAACGUAAAUCAAUCGCCUGCUAGCGAGGACGAAGAGCAACAUUACGUCAGCCCUAGGAAUAAUGUCAGAAUCGUUUGAUGACACAACCCACAUCUUAUCACGCUUUGUUUGUUGAGUGUCUGCGACUUUUGUUGAUUCAUUGGUGUGUGUGUGUACAUCAUGCCUGUAAGGUUUCCCGAGUUUACAUCAAUUACGCGCCUAAACGCGCCGUUGUCGUAACGGACAGUGAUUAAAAGCCACAGUUCCAGAGCUUGUCAUUACGGCUACCUUUCGUUUAGAUUAGUUAACAAAAUGUAGAGUCAAAUGUGAAUGUAAUCAGAUUUUAAGAAAAGAAAUGUUUGCAACGUUUUAACAACCGCUACUUUGCUAAGGUUUUACGCAUCCAACGUUUUAUCAGUUGACAUGAAACAGGGCAUUGGUCGCACGACGCAGUUGAACCAACUGCGUCGUCUGCAUUCCUGACCAACUUCCUCUUACGGUUCGUUUAAAACGAAGAACGUUUCCCUCAAUUUUAUUUGGGGUAUAUGGAAAAGCAGAAGAGUAUUUUUGCUUAGCCAAAGCCAAAAUAUGAUUAUUAUUAUCGUUGUAUUAUUGUUGCCAGCCAUUGCCGAAAAACGUACCUUUCAUUUGUGUAACUGUAGUGCUUAAUCGUGCAAGUGUAAUAUUCAUGUUUUUGCCAAAAGUAUCAGCGGACAACAUUCCCAAAUAUUUUGAAACGUUAUCACGAUUGUUUUGACUCUUUGCCCUCAACUUCAUACACGACAUUUUUUUUUCUCCCCCCAUUAAUACACACAUUUAUGAAAAUA